This is a messenger RNA of Iphiclides podalirius (scarce swallowtail), 231 nucleotides long. Lineage: Eukaryota; Metazoa; Arthropoda; Insecta; Lepidoptera; Papilionidae. The record is from the annotation of a GenBank genome assembly.
AUGCUCAAAUUCCUGACUCACAAGCUGCGGACGCAUUCCUUGAAUGAGGAGAACGGUUCCGAGAAGGUGGAGGAGCGGGACUCCGGCACCGAGUCGGACGACGAGGCCGAGCGCGCCGGCACCGGUGAGUGGCCGCGCUACCUUUACCUUCCCUUCCCUUGCCUCGCCGUGCUCGACUUCAGCCGUGGACCGUGCGCAUCCACGACCGGUUGCUCAACUCGCCGCGAUUGU